Molecule: messenger RNA, 684 nt
Organism: Solanum lycopersicum (tomato)
Lineage: Eukaryota; Viridiplantae; Streptophyta; Magnoliopsida; Solanales; Solanaceae
Source: RefSeq, a predicted model, not a curated record
AUGCCUGGUUAUGCAAAGUUUAUGAAGGAUAUGAUUAUAAAUAAGACAUAUGUGAGUUUUGAGGAUUACGAUAAUUUGCAACAUUGUAGUUCUAUUGCUAUAAGAUCCUUUGUAGAGAAAAAAGAAGAUCAUGGUGCUUUCACUAUCCCUUGUACCAUUGGGUUAUUGCACUUCGCCAAGGCACUAUGUGAUCUUGGUGCUAACAUAAAUCUCAUCCCAUUGACCAUUUACAAGAAAUUGGGAUUGGGUGAUGCGAAACCCACUACGGUGCGGUUGAUCACGACGGAUAGAAUUGUGAAGAGGCUUACUGGAGUUCUACAUGAUGUGCUAGUGAAGAUGGAGUCAUUCAUUUUUCUAAGUGAUUUUGUUAUUCUUGAUUGUAAGGUUGACUUUGAGAGUGGUGAGAUCCAAUCGGUAUAUGCUAUUACUUUUAAAAGUGAGAGUGCUUCGAAGGUGCAAUUCAAUGAGAAACUGGGUAUUGAGGCAUUAGAAGUAGUGAUAAUGAACUUUGAGAGUGAUUUCAUCGAAGUGUAUGAUGAGUUGGUGGCUGAACUUGAUAGGUGCGAAUAUCGGUCAAAACAUAAAAAGAUGGAGUUGGAUAUGAAAAUUCGUGAGACUCCACCAACGAGACAAUCUAUGGAAGAGAAACCUAAAUUGGAUCUUAAGGCUCUACCCCACAUUUGA